CCCGCGAAAAAAAUCUCUGCUUUAGAUUUUUGCAUGCUUAUGAGACGGCACGCCAAAGAAUCCACCAUGGAUACCCAAGGCAGUUCGGUUGUGGAACCAUUGACAGAGGUCCGCAUAGACGUAAACUCAUAAGGCAUGGCAAUUAAGAAAGCUUCCCAAGACGGUCGCAAACCAACUUCAUUUGAAGACUACCAAGGGAUCACGAAUCAAUCAAAAACUAAAGAGGAUCCCAUAGAAAUAAGUUCAGAAGGCCUGACAAUUGAUAAAGCUUCUCAAGAUGGUGACAGACCAACUUUCUUUGAAGUGUACCUGAGGAUCACGAAUCAAUCAAAAGCUUCUGAAGAUAGUGGCAGACCACUUGAAGUUAUGCCAAUGCCAGCGGUCAAUAAAGAUUAUCGACAAUUGUUUGUAGCCGCACAGAAAGGUGAAUGGAAAACUAUAGAGAAAAAACUCAAGGAAGAUCCCGAAGUAAUGACGGCCAAAGUUAUGAAAGUAGAAGAUAAAUCAGUUACUGUGCUUGAUGUUGCGAUUAUGGCCUCACAAGAUCAAUUGGUCGAGAACCUGAUCAAGCGCUUUCCUCCAGAUAAAAAAGAGUUCGAUUUCAGUAUUUCCCUCCGGAAUGCUGCCAUGAGAGGAAGAAUAAAAAUGGUAAAGGCAUUAGUGAACAGAGUUGAUGCUAAACCUGAAAGUGUACCCGAUGCACUGGAGAUUGCUACUAGAUAUGCUCCUAAGCAAAAGGACGUAAUUUGGUAUCUGGCCAAACUUACAGAAUCCGCCCCAAAUUAUGAUACCAUGUCCAACCUUAUUGUGGCCGGCCAUUCGGACAUAGCUUUGUAUUUAGCUAAGCGAUUCCAAGGCUCAGUGUUACGUGACGAAAACAAUAGCAUUUUGGGAUACUUGGCGAAGAUGGAGUCUAACUUCCGUAGUGGAGCUAGACUCAAUUUUUGGGAAAAAUCUAUUGAUAAAUUUGUAGGUAUCCUUUUAUACCUGGUCGAUAUUGACAAAUCCGAAGAAACGAAGAUGCCUCGAGGUAUUUCUGAUAAUCUGUUUAAUGGAUGGAGUAACACGGCAAAAAGCAUAUCAUCCAGGGAUCCCAUUGACAAAAACGUUAAGGGACAAGGACUACAUCUAUCUACACAAAUAAAUAUUUAAACCAUGACGUAUGUCACAAAUUAAUAUCUAAUGUAACAUUUGUAAAGUUAGUCGAGAAAUCUUACUCAAUGUCAAAUUGCCAAG
Molecule: messenger RNA, 1236 nt
Organism: Syzygium oleosum
Lineage: Eukaryota; Viridiplantae; Streptophyta; Magnoliopsida; Myrtales; Myrtaceae
Exons: 6
Coding region: 136-1152 (338 amino acids)
Source: RefSeq, a predicted model, not a curated record